AAAAGUCAAGAUCUUACCGCUCCGGUGGAGGAGCUCGCGAAGACAUUUUUCAAUAUUUUUGUCUUUCUCCAGCUCCCCAAUUUAUUUAACGAUGCCGCGUCCUAUGCACAAGACGACGGCGUUGCCGCGGACGCUUCGUGAUGAGCUGGGAAUUAAGGAUACUUAUGGUGAAAAGAAACGCAGACGGAAUAAUGGACCCGCGUCUCGCAAAGAGCGGCGCAAGGAAGAGAGAGCUCAGAAGAAAGGUCGUCAUGUACCACCGCAUGUGAAUCGGAGACAGUUACAUCACGAGGAUGACGACGAAGGUACCGAUUUUGGAGGAUCAGACUUUGGCUCUAACGAGUCUCAAUCGGAAGAAGAGGAGGACCGUUCGACGAAGUCCAAGCCUACGAAAUCAACGAAGCAACCGAAAUCUAUACUGAAGAAGUCUAAGAAAAGAGAUGUCUCCAAUGAGGAGGAUGAGGAUGGACCCGCUGAGCCAAAAUUGCCCAAGGCUGUGAAGGAGAAGCUGGAACAGGACGAUGCAGAAAUCGCUGCGCUGGAGAAGAGGCUUGGGAUCAAAGGAAAGAAGCUGCCCAAGUCCUUCCAGGAGGAUGGCCUGGAUGAGCUGCUGGGUGACUUGGCCAAUGGUUCGGAUAUGGAAAGCAAGAAACGCAAACGAGAAGCGGAUGACUGGUUACAGAUGAAGAGAAGGAAAGCACGAGGUCUCGCAUCUGAUGAGGAAGACGAUGAGAGCGACAGUGACCUUGGCAGCGAUGACGGCCUGUCCGACCUCAUGGAUGGCCUUGACGAAGAUGAGGAGGAGGACGAAGAUGACGUUGAUCUAAAUGAGAGUGAGGAUGGCAUCGAGGAGGACGAGGAGAGCGGCAGCGACGACGAGGAUGGUGACUUCGAAGGGUUUGAUGAGGAAGAAGAAGAAGAAGAAGAGGCACCUCGAAAGAAAGUCAGAGAGAAUCCUUAUGUGGCUCCUGUGUCGAACGGAGAGAGCAAGCAAAAAUACAUACCUCCAUCGCUCCGUGCACCAGCCGCAUCUGAAUCGGAGUCACUCACCCGCCUGAGAAGACAAGCUCAAGGGCAUCUCAACAAGCUCUCCGAAGCUAAUCUCGUGUCCAUUCUCGGAGAGAUCGAGAAGCUUUAUCGUGAAUACCCUCGACAGAAUGUCACAUCUACCCUGACGACAUUACUGCUGAAUCUUCUCUGUGAACGAUCGGUUAUGCAAGACACUUUCGUUAUCCUACAUGCCGGUUUCAUUGCAGCCAUCUAUAAAGUUGUGGGCAUGGACUUCGGUGCGGAGAUAGUGCAGAAAUUGGUCGAGACGUUCGACAAAGGCGGUGAUGAAAGAGGCGCAUUCGAGGGCAAGGAGGCCAUCAACCUCAUGUCUUUAUUGUCUCAACUUUAUAACUUCCAGGUCGUUGGAAGCACGUUGGUGUUCGACUACGUUCGCAUGUUCCUUGAGAAGAUCACUGAAUCCAACACAGAGCUUCUCUUGAAGAUCAUCAGAAAUUCUGGCCCCCAAUUGAGACAAGAUGACCCUUCUUCCCUCAAAGACAUCGUUCUCCUCAUUCAACCUGCGAUAGCCCAGGUUGGCGAGGAAUCCCUGUCAGUUCGUACAAAGUUCAUGAUCGACACCAUUACCGAUCUGAAAAACAAUCGCAUGAAGACUGGAGUAGCGGCGUCAGCUUUGAGCUCCGAGCACAUAACCAAGAUGCGCAAGAUCCUGGGCUCAUUGAACAACUCCCGUACGAUCCGUGCGACAGAGCCGAUUCGGAUCUCGCGUAUGGAUAUUCUCAAUUCGUCGAAGAAGGGGAAAUGGUGGCUCGUGGGCGCAAGCUGGAAGGACGAUCCUCUCGAAGCUGCUAGGCAAGAACUCGGCAGUCUUCCUCGGAAUGAAGCCCCUGUCGAAGACAGCGACGGAGAACCAGACCUCGUUAGCAUCGCAAAAGCUCAUCGUAUGAACACAGAUGUUCGUCGGUCGAUAUUUGUGGCAAUCAUGUCCGCAACUGACUACCGGGAUGCGCAUGUGCGUCUGCUCAAGCUCCGCCUAAAACGAACGCAAGAACUCGAGAUACCCCGUGUCCUCAUCCAUUGCGCUAUGGAGGAACAGGCGCAUAAUCCAUACUACACACUUAUCGCACGCAGAAUCUGCGGGGAGCUAGGACGCCGCAUCAAGGUCUCCUUCAUGUUCUCCCUGUGGGACAUUUUCAAGAAGAUGGGUGAGCAAGGAGACCUGGACGAGGAUGAGGAUGACAAUUUUGGUGCAGACGAGGAGGACAACAAACUCGAAACCAAAUCCGUUGUCAAUCUCGCAAAGAUGUACGGCAGUCUGGUGGCUGACGGGUCUCUGACUCUGGGCAUCUUGAAGAACCUCAACUUCGCCUACCUCCAACCGAAGACGAGCAUGUUCGUCGAACUCCUCAUCAUCACUAUCAUCCAGCAAUCGCAAAAGCAAAAGCAAAAAUCGAAGAAAAAGGAUGGCGAAGAAGACGCACGAAACGAGAAGCCUCUUAUGGAGGUAUUCCUUCGUACACGCGACACACCACAAGUUGUUAAAGGCCUGAUCUAUUUCAUACGCAAGGUCGUUGCGAAGACAGACAUCGUUCCGACAGAUAAGGAACGGAAGCUGGUGAAAUGGGGAUGCAAAGUCGCCGUGGAUGCGCUCAAGAUAGUCUCAGAUGGCGAGUCCGCUCUUGAUGCGUGAUAAUGGCCGCUGUUACGCUGAUUUGAUGAUUGUGAUUUUCCCGUUUUGUCAUCUUUAUGUAUAGAGAUACCUCUCAUUGUUUGACUGGGGAAAAGUUUGUGUGCUUUUAUCCUGUAAAGCGAGGACCGUCGCGCUCUUGUACGUCAUACUGUAUUUACUCCCGUAUGUUGCUUUGCAACCAGUCUCUAGCUCUGGGUUUUCUUGAUCUGGCCUAGCAAAGAAGGUUAUAU
This is a messenger RNA of Paecilomyces variotii, 2928 nucleotides long. RefSeq names its product putative nuclear protein. Gene Ontology annotation, cellular component: nucleolus. NCBI's taxonomy places the organism in Eukaryota, Fungi, Ascomycota, Eurotiomycetes, Eurotiales, Thermoascaceae. Gene Ontology annotation, biological process: ribosomal small subunit biogenesis. The transcript is spliced from 2 exons. The coding region runs from base 92 to 2698 and encodes 868 amino acids. Gene Ontology annotation, molecular function: protein binding; RNA binding. The record is from RefSeq and is a predicted model, not a curated record.